This is a messenger RNA of Diabrotica balteata, 1486 nucleotides long. NCBI's taxonomy places the organism in Eukaryota, Metazoa, Arthropoda, Insecta, Coleoptera, Chrysomelidae. The record is from the annotation of a GenBank genome assembly.
GUGGCGAUGAGGGUUUUGCUUUAAUUCCCGAAGUAUAUUAAAAAUGUCCACUUUUAUGUGGUCGUGUCCGUGUUGCUUACGCUUCAAAUUCAGCCCCGAAGAGCUGGAGCAGCGCUACAAAAGUCACGAAAUUGACAAAAUGAUUGAAAAGGACAGACAAGCGAUGAAAAGGCAGGUCAAACUCCUCUUGUUAGGCGCUGGGGAGAGUGGGAAAUCAACAUUUCUUAAGCAAAUGCGAAUAAUCCAUGGAAUCAAAUUCGAAAACCAUCUUGUAAAAGAAUAUCAACAAGUGAUUUACCAAAACUUAGUGAAGGGGAUGAGGGUACUAGCGGACGCACGGGAUAAGUUAGGAAUUCCGUGGGGUGACAAUAAUAAUAGUGAGUACGGUAAAAAGUUGCUCGAGUUUGAUAGUAAAACGGUGCUGGAUUCUAAAAACUUUAAUCAAUUUAGUCCUCUUUUAUCCAAACUGUGGAAAGACAAUGGAAUAAAAAGGGCUUACGAGCGGCGGAGAGAGUUUCAGUUGAGCGAUUCCGUAGAAUAUUUCCUGAAUAACCUUGAACGGAUAUCCCGACCGGACUACAUUCCCACCAACCGAGACAUCCUCCACUGCCGGAAAGCCACCAAAGGUAUCACGGAGUGCGUCGUCCCAAUUAACGGCAUCCCCUUUUUGUUCGUCGAUGUAGGCGGACAACGGUCACAGCGGCAGAAAUGGUUCCAGUGUUUUGAUUCUGUUACCUCCAUUCUCUUUCUUGUCUCGUCUUCCGAAUUCGAUCAAGUCUUGUUGGAAGAUAGGAAGACCAAUCGGUUAGAAGAAGCUAGAGACAUAUUCGAUGCGAUUGUCAAUAACGUUAUUUUUAUCGGCGUGGCUAUUAUGUUGUUUUUGAAUAAAUACGAUUUAUUGGAGAAGAAGGUAGCCAAUCCAGAAACAGACAUUCGCUGGUAUUUUCCCCAGUUUAAGGGAAACUCACAUUCAAUGCAGGACGUUCAGGAUUUCAUCCUUACCAUGUUCACCGGCAUCAAAAAGGACCCGAAGAAACUCCUCUAUCACCACUUUACUACCGCAGUGGACACAGAGAACAUCAAAGUUGUCUUUAAUUCAGUCAAAGACGCUAUCUUACAUAGGAAUUUAGAGAUUUUGAUGCUGCAGUGAGAUUUAGAUAAACGAGAAACGUAUUUAUGUUCACCAGGCUGUGUUUAACACAACAUAAAGUUGAUUAAGACUGACUCGAUUUUAUGAAAGGGGGUCUGUUGUAUCUAUAUCAAAAGACUUGUAUAUUAUUAUCAUACAAUUGUCUUAACUUUACAAUAAUUUAAUAUAAUAUCAUACAGAUUAUGUCAUCUCCGAUAUUGGAGAAACUAAUACAUUAAUCCGCUGAAAGAAAAUUUGUUAGGCAGCAACACACAACACCGAUUCUGUUAGUUUUGCAAUCUACAGGCUCAGCUUUUUUAAGGCAUAUAGUUCUUUUUAUGCACAUUAAAUUUAUCU